Messenger RNA from Cornus florida, 835 nucleotides. RefSeq lists its product as uncharacterized. The transcript is spliced from 2 exons. Lineage: Eukaryota; Viridiplantae; Streptophyta; Magnoliopsida; Cornales; Cornaceae. The coding region runs from base 48 to 410 and encodes 120 amino acids. The record is from RefSeq and is a predicted model, not a curated record.
AGGGUAACCCCAAACCUCAUUUCUGCAUUUUCACUCCAACCAGAACCAUGCGUCACCGGAGACGAAGGUAUGCUCCGCCGGCAUCUCUUGAGUGUCUCCGCCGCUACAUCGCGGCGGAUUUUGCUCAGUAUGCUGCGAUGGCAAAGGAGACCGUGCUCGAGAAUCGGAUUCAAUUGGUGGAGUCCAAGCAGAAGGCGAGCGCGGAUCGUGUUGCUUCUACGGAGAAGCGUAUUGAGGAUUUGCGCGGUGAGUUGCUUCGCGGCAGUUCGAUAGCCGUUUCCACCGUGGAUGAGUUGAAGCGCGUGGACGAGUUGAUUCGUGUGCCCGUAAUUGUUGCUCCCAGUGUCAGCGCGAAGACACGCGAUGAGCUGGUGAAGCUUGCUAAAGGACUGCGCGUCCGCCUUGUUUGAUCCACUUGCAUAGGAGAGGAACAAAAAGGCAGGCUGGUGUUUCCUACUCGAUGUUUGUAACUUGCCUGUGUGUAACUGGAUUUUUGGAUUCCUAUAACUUUGCUCUAAAUCCGAACCCAAGGUGGUAUUUCUUAUGAUGUAGUCUAUCAUUUUUAGUUAUUUGGUCUCUGUUGUUCCGGCCAAUAUAAACACAUAGGUCACACACUCACAGCCGUUUAGGUUCAACUUUUAUGAAUCUUUUUGUUUAUCCGGUACAUGCAAUUAUGCAAAUAUGGCUUGCUUAUUUUUGUUUGAUGAUGUGAUUGUCCUCAAGAACGGAGAAUCCUUAGACUACCAUCCUUGCCUUGAUCCAUAUGUUAUGGACGGGAAAUUCUCUUUUCCAUUCUUUUCUAUUAUAUACUAUGUUAUGACUUCUUGGUGUUUGA